Molecule: messenger RNA, 1191 nt
Organism: Aureobasidium uvarum
Lineage: Eukaryota; Fungi; Ascomycota; Dothideomycetes; Dothideales; Saccotheciaceae
Source: the annotation of a GenBank genome assembly
AUGCAUUUCCCAACACCAAAAAUGAAGAAGACGAACCUAUGCACCAUAGGCGCUAGCGGACUAAUCGUAGUUUGUGUGCUUCUACUUGUCUUUCAUGGAAGCUCGUCAAUCAAAGACGAUUCAUACCUGGAUUUCCCUUCGUUCUCCGCAACCACCCGGUCGAGACCUUCUACAGGUGAUAUCCAGGAUGUCUACAACGAGACGCUCGGUAAAAUCUUUUUGGUUUCGUUGCCUGAACGUACUGACAGGAGGGAUUCUUUCACUCUACAAGCAAGGUUAUCUAACAUGAGCUUCGAGGUAAUCGAUGGCGUGGAUGGUGCAACGGUACCAGAGAAGGCGCUACCAUAUACGAUGGUAAUGUCACCUCCUGAGAUCGGAUGUUGGCGUGCUCACUUGAACAUUAUGCAGGACAUGGUCGCAAACAAUAUCGCAACUGCUCUUGUUUUCGAGGAUGAUGCAGACUGGGACGUCGGUAUCAGAGCACAGAUGAGGGAACUUGCACGAGGAUCUCGAUGGCUAGGCAAUACGACUGGAGAGACCGCAAAACCAAUUUCGCCUUAUGGAGACGAUUGGGACAUCCUCUGGGUGGGUCACUGCUCUACGAAGUCUGGCUCUGAUCCUCGAAGAUGGGUAGUCCCGCAUGAUCCGACUGUUGCUCCCCCGAACUAUCGCAUGUACCAAGACCAACCGGAUAUGAGAACCUGGGAGUCUGGUCCUGAUGCGGAUAACCAGACUCGCAUCAUCUUUGUGGCAAGCUGGGGCUUCUGCACUACGGGGUAUGCAGUCUCACUCCGUGGCGCGAUGAAGAUGUUAUAUCACCAGAGCUUGUCAAAGUUCAACAACGCUGUCGACACAGGCUUAGCCCUUAUGUGUGCGAAUCCUCCGGCCGCGUCUAACUUUCGAUGCAUAGCACCAUAUCCAGCGAUGAUUGGUGUUUCAAGGCCUGCCGGUAAUGUCGACAAAUUCAGUGAUAUCAACUACGAGAAGUUUGGCAAUGUCCAGCCACUCGAAGAGGCUCGCUCGGACGGUCUUGUGUUUUCAGUCCACCAGAAUAUCGACCGCCUGGUAGCUGGUCAGGCAGAACUCAAGAGUCAGUAUCCUGAGAAUACUGGUGAGACUAUGUAUCUUGACGACAUCUUGGCUGCAGUCGGUCAUGGCGAGAUACCCGACCCGUGGGUGGAGACAACGUAG